Molecule: messenger RNA, 2209 nt
Organism: Stegostoma tigrinum
Lineage: Eukaryota; Metazoa; Chordata; Chondrichthyes; Orectolobiformes; Stegostomatidae
Gene: cckar
Product: cholecystokinin A receptor
Exons: 5
Coding region: 315-1586 (423 amino acids)
Biological process (GO): neuropeptide signaling pathway
Cellular component (GO): membrane
Molecular function (GO): neuropeptide receptor activity; gastrin receptor activity
Source: RefSeq, a predicted model, not a curated record
UUUACAAACACCUCUCUGCGCCCUGGACACUAACCAGCAGCAGCCACUGACAGCAGCUUGAAGCUGAGAUGUUCAGUUUGGUUCAGCUCUGAGAGGAGAGAAAAUAACGAACACUAACUCUACAACGAAGACAUUUAAAGUUUCGUUUGCAAGCUGUGAAGUAUUUAAGUGAUUUGACAUCGGCGUCUUUGAUCUAUCAGAAAUAAAGGCAUUUCGUAGACUGAAGAGAAUCUGACCAACUUCGGUUGUAAUGGAUCGAUAGUGCUAGCAGCUGCAUUCUUCAAAACAGUAGGAAGCAACGCAAGGAUUUAUAAAUGGAGACGGUCCCUGAUCUUCUUGUUAACCUCACUGCAAUAGCAAAUCCGCUCGGUGCAGCCAACACCAAAAGUAAGACGGAGAGCUGCAGGAAUGAGAGCUGUGAGCAGUUCUUCCGGCCACCCAGAGAUCUGGACCAAACGGUGCGGAUUUUCCUGUACUGUCUGUUUUUUAUCAUGAGUGUGCUUGGCAAUGUUCUGAUCAUCACUGUCCUCCUGCGGAACAAGCGACUGCGGACUGUUACCAACUCGUUCCUGCUCUCGCUGGCCACCAGUGACCUGAUGCUGUGCCUCUUCUGCAUGCCCUUCACCCUCAUCCCAAACCUGCUGAAGGAUUUCAUUUUCGGAAGCGCUGUUUGCAAAGCUGUCUCUUACUUCAUGGGUAUCUCUGUUAGUGUUUCCACCUUCAGUUUGGUAGCCAUUUCUUUGGAGAGAUACAGUGCUAUCUGUAAACCGCUGAAGUCCAGGGUCUGGCAAACGAAGUCUCAUGCCUUCAAAGUGAUCGCUGCCACUUGGCUGCUCUCCAUUAUUAUCAUGUUGCCGUAUCCCAUUUACAACACUCUGGUACCAUUCACCAGGGUCAACAACAGCACAGGCAACAUGUGCCGUCUCCUCUGGCCAAAUGACAUGACACAACAGUCCUGGUAUAUUUUCCUGUUGCUGAUUCUGUUUCUGGUCCCUGGAAUAGUGAUGAUGGUAGCUUACGGACUGAUUUCUCGCGAAUUAUACAGUGGGAUUUGGUUCGAAAUGAAUCGGAGAAAGAGGAACCAAGUGAGAAGGCUCAGUGACAGAAAGUAUGAAGAUGGGGAUGGAUGCUACAUACAGAGCAUCAAACGGAAAAGGACCAUUGAGAUGCAGAGAUUGUCAAGCAGCGACUGUGCAAAACCCGUCAGGCCAAGGAGCAACAGCUCAUCUGCUAAUUUAUUGGCGAAGAAACGAGUCAUUCGGAUGCUGAUUGUGAUCGUGAUCAUGUUUUUUAUCUGUUGGACGCCUAUUUUCUGUGUCAAUGCUUGGCGAGCGUUUGAUAAAAUCUCGGCGGACAGGCUGCUGUCCGGGACCCCGAUUUCAUUCAUCCACUUGCUGUCCUACACAUCGGCCUGUGUCAACCCCAUCAUUUACUGCUUCAUGAACAAACGCUUCCGCAUGGCCGCCCUCGCCACUUGCUGCUUUCGGGCCAACGCGCCGCCUGCAAACAGAGAGACUGAGGAAGACAGGCACACCACCACUGGCUCCGUCUCCAGGUGCACCUACACCAGUGUCACUGUGUCCUGAGCGGAGCACCCACACCCAGCACCCUGCCCUGCCGCCCCUUUAUAGCGAUCUGAGACUGGGAAGCGACUUUUGGUCGUCAGAGAGACUUGGUGCUGUCUUGCCCAUUCAUUUCUCAUUCAAUAAUCAAUAAAGGACGUACAAGGAUCGCUUCAAGAGUGACAAAAAUGAUAGGGCCAUAACCUAAAGAGGAGGCUCUUUGACAGAGGAGAAAAAAUCAUCUCUCUGAUCAAAGCUCAUGGAAAUUUUCACUAUUUGGAUCAUUCCCCAAACAAUGAUGAUCCUGAGAAUCAACAUGCAGUUUAUCGUGGGGGUGGGGCCGGAGAUAAGCAGCGUUGCAAGAGGCUAUGGCUUCCACCCCCCCCUAGUGGCGACUUGCUCAGAGCCUCCAGUGCCCAGCUCUGAGCUAGUGCUCCUGCGCGUCAACAUUACAGGCCCUGCCACUGGUGUACACCGAAACCAAUCUCCCAACCGAAAACCUGCUGCCAGGCUGUUAGAAAUAGCUGUACAGCUUACACGGCAUGUCCUUGACAGGGCUGAUAGCUUUGAUUUCUGUGUAAUGAAACAUUUGCAAGUCGGUGAGAUCCGUGCAGCUGUUUAAUCGAAAUUCUGUUCAAGAAGUGGCG